Messenger RNA from Esox lucius (northern pike), 1565 nucleotides. It is a transcript of the gene gnb1b, whose product is annotated as guanine nucleotide binding protein (G protein), beta polypeptide 1b. Gene Ontology annotation, cellular component: heterotrimeric G-protein complex; cytoplasm. NCBI's taxonomy places the organism in Eukaryota, Metazoa, Chordata, Actinopteri, Esociformes, Esocidae. Bases 444 to 1466 code for a protein of 340 amino acids. Gene Ontology annotation, biological process: G protein-coupled receptor signaling pathway. The transcript is spliced from 11 exons. The record is from RefSeq and is a predicted model, not a curated record. Gene Ontology annotation, molecular function: protein binding; signaling receptor complex adaptor activity.
UUGCAGGGUUACCGCGCCCAUCUCGCCGUUCGAUGGCCGGGUGAAGAGAGUGAUUAGCUACCGAGAAAGACUCUAAGGCGGUUAAGGGGAAUGAAAUAUAAAUCGGUUAAAGGCAGUAUUGGAAACCGAUUAUUGAGAGUGCCUGUACCCGCAGCUGUGAUCUGUGUCCCGUCAUCAUCAGGGAGUGGUGUGAUUUGUCUUACCCCUGUCGGGUUGGUCCAGAUUGUUGAAAAAGCUCGCUGGGUACGUUCGGGAAGGGUUGCGCCUCUGAAACCUAGCUAGUUUGCAAGCUAGCGGUUCACGGGUGUUCGUUGAUGCGUGGAUUGGAGGGAUACACCGUUACCUUUUCCAGUCAAUGCCAAAAAACCCAAAGCCUACGUCAACUGAGAAAAGGAUCAAGUGUCCCGGCAGCAGGAGAAAGGCAGAAAUACUAGCAGGCCAAAAUGAGUGAACUUGACCAGUUACGCCAAGAGGCUGAGCAGCUCAAAAACCAGAUCAGAGAUGCCAGGAAAGCAUGUGCCGAUGCCACACUAUCACAGAUCACAGCCAAUAUUGAUCCCGUUGGCCGUAUUCAGAUGCGUACACGGCGAACACUGAGGGGACAUUUGGCUAAGAUCUAUGCCAUGCACUGGGGCACUGAUUCCAGGCUCCUGGUCAGUGCCUCCCAAGAUGGUAAACUCAUUAUUUGGGACAGCUACACCACAAACAAGGUCCAUGCCAUUCCUCUGCGCUCUUCCUGGGUUAUGACCUGCUCAUAUGCACCGUCAGGAAACUAUGUGGCCUGUGGAGGUCUGGACAACAUUUGCUCCAUCUACAACCUGAAGACAAGGGAGGGGAAUGUACGCGUGAGCCGGGAGCUUGCUGGGCACACAGGGUAUCUUUCCUGCUGUCGCUUUGUUGAUGACAACCAGAUUAUUACCAGCUCUGGAGACACCACCUGUGCCCUUUGGGACAUUGAGACUGGCCAGCAGACAACCACAUUUGCUGGGCACAGUGGCGACGUCAUGAGCCUCUCAUUGGCCCCUGACACCAGGCUAUUUGUUCUCGGGGCCUGUGAUGCCUCUGCCAAACUGUGGGAUGUCAGAGAGGGCAUGUGCAGACAGACUUUCACUGGGCAUGAGUCUGACAUCAAUGCCAUAUGUUUCUUCCCCAAUGGCAAUGCCUUUUGUACGGGCUCUGAUGAUGCCACCUGCAGACUCUUUGACCUUCGUGCCGACCAGGAGCUGAUGUGCUACUCGCAUGACAACAUCAUCUGUGGCAUCACCUCUGUUGCUUUCUCCAAGAGUGGUCGUCUCCUCCUGGCUGGAUAUGACGACUUCAACUGCAAUGUGUGGGACACACUGAAGGCAGACCGUGCUGGUGUGUUGGCUGGACAUGACAACCGUGUGAGCUGCCUGGGUGUCACUGAUGAUGGCAUGGCUGUUGCAACAGGAUCCUGGGACAGUUUUCUGAAGAUCUGGAAUUGAUUCCUGAAGAAGUCAUUUGAACUUCCAAAGUUGACUGGAAGACCAAUUGCAACAACUUGAGAAUGUUAAAUUUCACAGCAUCUUCUUCACAACCACCGU